UGCGUACAAAAAUGGCAUGCAACUUGUUUAUGUCUCCGAUAUGUCUCUGCUGAUCAUCUGUUGCUUUCUGUGAAUCAUCCUCAGUAUGAACAAAGAGUCGCGGGCUUGUUUUUUCCACCACUUCUUACGCAGUGAGCUUUAAUAUUUGAUAUAGUAAAAAGAAAAAAAAUGACAAAUGCACGUGUCACGAAUCCAUGUUUGAUAUCCUCCUCCUCAGAGCUUGGCGUGUCACUCCCACAGAGGGCAAGCUUUCGCUUACAAAUAAUUGCAAAGAAAGAAGAGAAGGGAAACUGUUAAUCUGACGUUAAUCUGGAUACGUUUAGAUUAUUCUUUUGUUUCGUGUUUUUGUUUUUACAUGGAACAAGUACCCCAAAGACAUAGACAUUUUUGUUUAUACCAAGUAAGUGCUGAUGGAAUGACGUAAUAAUUAAAUGACUGGAAUAAGCGUGGCUCUGUUUAGGAUUCCCUGUUUAUUUUUCCGACCUUUGACACAUGCCCUACACCGAGGAAAGCUGCACAGCUAAUCUGCUCUAUGGGAACCUGCAUGUGACUCAUUCAGUACCCUUCCUGUCCCUCUGCCAGCCGGACUGCGGGGGCCACUCCAUUCCCGGAAUCUUCAAAGUUGCGCGUGGAUACAUGUCCCGGACUACAUUUGAAAAGGAGAGGCACUACCUCCGCAUCCGUGGGACAUAAAACAUGCGAAAAAUAAGAAGGGGUGUCUCAGUCGACCCCCACAAACUCAAACAGGGAAGUCCUUCUACGUGUUCGGGUUUAAUUUUCUCCGCUGAGCGCACACUCAUCCAGUAUCCGCGAUCAUGACUGUGGAUGCUUACAAGGCUCUCUACAUUGGGAUGGAGGUGGUGAUCGCCUUGUCCUCGGUCAUCGGGAACGUAAUGGUGGUCUGGGCUGUGCGCAUUAAUCGGUCUCUGAGAGACACCACGUUUUGUUUCAUCGUCUCCCUGGCCUUGGCUGACAUUGCAGUCGGAGCUCUUGUCAUCCCCCUCGCCAUAACCAUCAGCAUUGAUCUCAAGACACACUUCUACAGCUGUUUGCUGGUCGCCUGCACAGUGCUCGUGCUCACACAAAGUUCAAUCCUGGCGCUGCUGGCCAUCGCCAUCGACCGCUAUCUGAGAGUCAAAAUACCCAUGAGCUACAAGAGGGUGGUGACCCCACGGCGAGCCGGCACAGCGGUUUUAUUGUGUUGGCUGGUGUCCAUCAUAGUGGGUCUCACUCCGAUGCUUGGAUGGAAUAACCUGCAGCAACUUCGUAAAAAUGGCAGCUUGAAAAAUGACACCUUGGUGGUCUGUAAGUUUGAGACCGUCAUCAGUAUGGACUACAUGGUCUACUUCAAUUUCUUUGGCUGGGUGCUGCCCCCUUUGCUACUAAUGCUCGCCAUCUAUGUUGAGAUUUUCUACAUGAUCCACAAGCAGCUCAACAAAAAGGUAACAGCAAGCCACACUGACCCGAGACGCUACUUUGGAAAGGAGCUUAAGCUGGCCAAGUCCCUCGCCCUAGUUCUGUUUCUCUUUGCAGUAAGCUGGCUCCCUCUGCACAUCCUGAACUGCAUUACUCUCUUCUGCCCAGGAUACCAUGAGGUUGGAUUCAUAUACAUCGCCAUCAUCCUCUCUCACGGAAACUCAGCUGUAAACCCCAUCGUUUAUGCUUUCCGCAUCAAGAAAUUCCGCACAGCUUUCCGGAAAAUCUGGAAACAGUACCUGCUCUGUCAGGAUCCAGUUGGUCGUCUCCCUCAAAGAGGAAGCCAGAGAGGUCAGAGUCAUGAGAGGAGGUUGAGGCAGAAUGAUGACGACGACGAUGACGUGUGACCUUUGGUAACUAAUUGGAUUGCUGUGUUACUGUCAAGUGUCAAAACACUUGUUCGCAAAGUGGAAAGGACAUCGGCUUUAUUGUCAGGCUCAACAGGUUUACUGGUUGAAAUGGCUUUCAGAGGAUGUCCAAUGUCUGAAUGAUUUCCUCCAACCACAUGCACCAACAAGGAGAGAGGAUUAAAACUCAGCUCGGGGAUGAGAUCAACACUAUAAAUCAUACUGAUUUCUCCAUUGGCUGAUAAAAUACCGAUUGUGUUACAUGGGACUAGCACUCCCUCGCUUUCAAAGCCAAUUUUUUGGACUAACUAAGUGUAUAUUUGGAGCACAUGUGGUACAAUAAUAGUGUCUGCUGUAUUGUUUUCUUUUCUUUAACCUAAUUAAAACUCAUGGCCUUUUUUAUGUGAUUGAUGUCCAAUAUUUGUCCUAGUGUGUGCUACCUUAACAUGCUUUGUUCUGUGGCCUUGAGGACAGAAAAUUUAACAAAGAACUGAAGCAAAUUGUAGCCUAGUGUUAACAGUGACAGUUUGUUAAACAGGAAGUGUACUCAACAAGCUCAGCGGUGUGAGGGUAUAACUGGAACUGUUUGUAACUAAUCAAACUCGUGGACUUUACAAAUGUGUUGACCUGUUCUCAUUUCCAACUUGUCAUGUAUUAAUAAUCAGGACACAUUAUUUAGCAUCAUUGUUCAAUGUACAGCGCAGUCCAAUACAGGUCAAUAGAAGUUCCCUAAGUCAGGAAAUGAGACACUAUGAGACCAUGCGAAAAAGGGCUUCACUGACAUGCAACCGUGGCAACCAAGGAAAAACGAGAAAAGCUUGUUGCAAAUGGAAGAUGUUUGCCUUUGUCAAUGUGAAAUGAUGUAUUUUAACCCAAACCGGUUUUUCUCCUAAGCCUUACCAAAGUGCUUAAAGAACUCAAGUCUGCACAGUUUUUAUUUGGAUCAUAUUUACUAAAUCUCGCAUUUUUCUGCAAUUUAUUUACGUUUGUGAAGAAAAAAGGCACACUGAUGAUUUAGACGUCUCAAGAACUCCUGUAUCAAAUACGAUACACUUGGUGUUACAGAGUUAAUGGGCAGCCAAAUCCAGUAAAAACCACUUCAUCCUUAUUUUGGCCCAAAAUAAGCCUUAUAAAGCUUCCUCCCCCCCUGCAAGGUUAUGGAAAUGGUUGUGACCUCUCUUGUGAGUCUUUGGUGGCAGUGUUUAGUAUUUAAGAAUGCUUCCAGUUAAUUAUAUUCAGGAGCAGUGUUGGUCAAGUUACUUGAAAAAAGUAAUCGGUAACUAAUUACUGAUUACUUCACC
Molecule: messenger RNA, 3124 nt
Organism: Haplochromis burtoni (Burton's mouthbrooder)
Lineage: Eukaryota; Metazoa; Chordata; Actinopteri; Cichliformes; Cichlidae
Product: adenosine receptor A1
Exons: 3
Coding region: 816-1823 (335 amino acids)
Biological process (GO): G protein-coupled adenosine receptor signaling pathway
Cellular component (GO): synapse; membrane; dendrite
Molecular function (GO): G protein-coupled adenosine receptor activity
Source: RefSeq, a predicted model, not a curated record